UAAACAUUGGGAAAAUAAAAAUACUAUUAUCGCCACAACGACGAGAUGAAGCAAAGAUUUUCUUCUAUCGACGUGAAGGUCAUCGCCCAUGAACUUUCCAAUGCAUUGGUUACUUUGCGCGUUUCCAAUAUCUACGACUUGUCGUCGAAGAUUUUCUUGAUAAAAUUUGCGAAACCAGAUAACAAACAGCAGAUUCUCAUAGAUUCUGGCUUUCGAUGUCAUCUCACCGAUUUCUCUCGAGCGACUGCAGCUGCUCCUAGUGUAUUUGUGCAAAGAUUAAGGAAAUACCUAAAGACAAGACGAGUAACCCAGGUCUCUCAAAUUGGAACAGAUCGCAUAAUCGAAUUUCAAUUCAGCGAUGGACAAUACAGGUUAUAUUUGGAGUUCUAUGCGGGAGGCAAUAUCAUUCUCACGGAUAAGGACUUGAACAUCCUAACCUUACUUCGAGUGGUCGACCCGGGAGAGGCUCAAGAGGAAUUACGAGUUGGACUUAAGUACUCUUUGGACAAUCGCCAGAAUUAUGGAGGAAUACCUGAUUUGACGAAAGAACGACUUCAAGAAGCUUUACAAAAAGGGGUGGAUAAGGGAGAGGAUAAUUCUGGAAAGAAGAAGAAGAAGCCUGGAGAUGCAUUACGAAAGGCAUUGGCUGUGUCCAUCACAGAAUUUCCACCAAUGCUAGUGGACCAUGCAAUGCGUAUCACAAAUUUCAAUUCCUCUUUAAAACCGGCCGAAGUUUUGCAGAGUGAAGAUCUCUUGGAUCAUUUGAUGAAAUCACUUCAAGAAGCUCAUCGAGUUGUUCAAGAGAUAACUAGUUCCGAAACUGCAAAAGGCUACAUUGUAGCGAAGAAGAAGGACCCUCAGACUCCAUCAGAUGAAAAUCAGACAGACACUCGAAAAGGUUUACUUUAUGAUGAUUUUCAUCCAUUCAAACCAAAGCAAUUCCAGGAUGAUCCUUCAUUGGUCUUUUUAGAGUUUGAGGGUUUCAACAAAACUGUUGAUGAGUUCUUCUCCUCAAUUGAGGGACAAAAACUCGAAUCAAAGCUCGAAGAGAGAGAAAAGCUAGCCCAAAAGAAAAUCCAGGCGGCACGAAAUGAACAGGCCAAACGUUUAGGCGGAUUACAAGAAAUACAGGCACUGAAUGAACGUAAAGCCGGUGCUUUACAAGCUAAUGUUGAGCGGGUUCAAGAAGCAACAGAUGCUGUUAAUGGCUUGAUCGCGCAAGGCAUGGAUUGGUUUGAAAUUGGGCGUCUAAUCGAAAGGGAACAAAAGUUCAAUAACCCGGUAGCUUCAAUGAUUAAACUGCCCUUAAAAUUGGAAGAAAACACAGUAACAAUUUUAUUGGAUGAAGAGGCGUUUGACGAAGAAGAAGAUUCUACUUACGAGACUGAUAGUGAUGUCUCCGAAAGUGAAGAUGAGGACAAUACCGCUAAGACCAAUAAGAAGAAGGAGAAGGUUGCGGACACCCGGAUCCCUAUUGAUAUUGAUCUAGCAUUGUCCCCGUGGGCCAAUGCGCGCAAUUAUUUCGAUCAAAAACGUUCAGCAGCAUCAAAAGAGGACAAAACCCUGCAAUCAUCUUCGAAAGCGUUGAAGAGUACUGAAGCGAAGAUAGCUCAAGAUCUAAAGAAGGGGUUGAAGCAAGAGAAGGCCAUCUUACGACCUGUUCGAAAACAGAUGUGGUUUGAGAAAUUCAUUUGGUUUAUAUCUAGUGAUGGAUAUCUAGUACUGGCAGGAAAGGAUGCACAACAAAGUGAAAUUCUUUAUAAGAGAUAUCUCAAGAAAGGGGAUAUAUAUUUGCAUGCAGAUAUACGAGGUGCAGCAUCCGUCAUUGUUAGAAACAAUCCAAAAACACCGGAUGCCCCAAUUCCUCCACAAACUCUAAGCCAAGCUGGAACCUUGGUAGUUGUUACGUCAAGUGCCUGGGAUUCUAAAGCUGGUAUGUCUGCUUGGUGGGUAACUGCAGAUCAAGUAUCAAAAUCUGCUCCUACUGGCGAAUUUCUUCCCGCUGGUAGUUUCAAUACCCAUGGGAAGAAGAAUUUCUUACCUCCUGCUCAGCUACUCCUUGGUUUUGGAGUUCUUUUCCAAAUCAGUGAUGAGAGUAAAGCUAGACAUGUCAAGCAUAGACUUCAAGAUGAUUCGCCAUCGGGUGGCACAACCACAGAUGCUCCUCCGGCAGAUGAGCCAAGUCCCGCCAAAGAAGUUGAGGUUAAUCAUCAAGAUGUGGAUGAUUCGGAAGAUGAAGAUGCCGAUUCGAAGCCUAACCCUCUACAGGGUGAAGUAGAACCAUCUGAUGAAGUCGCCACACAAGAGAAACUUGAGAAUCUUCAAAUCGACGAUAAGAAGCCCCAGCCAUCGGAAUCUGAAGCACAAGUGGAGGAAUCAGGCGAAGAUUCGGUCGAGGAGUCACAAUCACAGUCUAUCUCCACUGGUAAAAAAGCAACACCCGUUCAAAACCCACCCAAAAAGGGUCCUGCACCAGCUAAGCGAGGCAAAAAAGGAAAGGCCAAGAAAAUUGCACAGAAAUACAAAGACCAAGAUGAAGAAGAUCGUAUCGCUGCUCAAGAAAUUAUUGGAGCUGCAGCCGGUCAAGAAAAAGCGGAAGCGGAAGCGAAAGCGAAAGCGGCUCGAGAAGCGGAAUUGGCAUUCCAAAAAGAACGUCGACGAGCUCAACAUCAACGUACGCAAAAGGAAACAGCCGAGCAUGAAGAGAUGCGAAAAUUGAUGCUUGAAGAUGGUAUCGAUACUCAUGAAGAUAAUGAGAUUGAAACCAUGACAUCGCUCGAUUCUUUCGUCGGUCUUCCGUUACCGGGCGAUGAAAUCCUCGAGGCGAUACCGGUUUGUGCGCCAUGGGCUGCGAUGGGAAAAUAUAAAUAUAAAGCCAAGAUUCAACCGGGCGCGCAGAAGAAAGGUAAAGCGGUGAGAGAAAUUCUGGGGAAGUGGAUGGCGGCGAGUACGGCGAAGGGUGUCCUCGAUGAAUCGAGUAUGGAUGUGGAAAAAAUCUGGCCGAGAGAAAUGGAUUGA
Molecule: messenger RNA, 3018 nt
Organism: Botrytis sinoallii
Lineage: Eukaryota; Fungi; Ascomycota; Leotiomycetes; Helotiales; Sclerotiniaceae
Exons: 3
Coding region: 46-3018 (990 amino acids)
Biological process (GO): ribosome-associated ubiquitin-dependent protein catabolic process; rescue of stalled cytosolic ribosome
Cellular component (GO): RQC complex
Molecular function (GO): ribosomal large subunit binding; tRNA binding
Source: RefSeq, a predicted model, not a curated record